AUGGUCAAAGAAAAGAACAAACUCAACAAGGAUCAGCUAGAAAAUAAACACGAAUUGAAAUCUGUUUCGACUGAUAAUACCUUAAUUGUUAUAUUUCUUGAUCCAAGAUUUAAACAUUUCAAUUGGACAACUAAUGGUGAACAAGAUAAAGCAUAUCAAUUA
This is a messenger RNA of Funneliformis geosporum, 162 nucleotides long. Lineage: Eukaryota; Fungi; Glomeromycota; Glomeromycetes; Glomerales; Glomeraceae. The record is from the annotation of a GenBank genome assembly.